Molecule: messenger RNA, 5693 nt
Organism: Chiloscyllium plagiosum (whitespotted bambooshark)
Lineage: Eukaryota; Metazoa; Chordata; Chondrichthyes; Orectolobiformes; Hemiscylliidae
Gene: ptpn11a
Product: protein tyrosine phosphatase non-receptor type 11a
Biological process (GO): positive regulation of ERK1 and ERK2 cascade; protein dephosphorylation
Cellular component (GO): cytoplasm
Molecular function (GO): non-membrane spanning protein tyrosine phosphatase activity; receptor tyrosine kinase binding; cell adhesion molecule binding
Source: RefSeq, a predicted model, not a curated record
GGGAGGGAGAAGGAGCUGGGCGGAGAUGACUUCUUCCCCCCCCGCGACGUAGUCGCUGUUAGUUCCUCAGCCGGGAAGAAAGAGAGAGAGAGAGAGAGAGAGACGCUGGGCGGGAAGAGCGGCCUGAGCUCGAGUCCGGGCCCCUCGCCCUAUAGAAGCUACGGCGGCCCCAACUUUCGGCGGAGGCAGAAAAUAACCGGCAGGCCAGUGUCGGAGGGAGUGCCCUCCGUCCAUCACCAUGACAUCCCGAAGGUGGUUUCACCCCAACAUCACUGGAGUGGAAGCAGAGAACUUGCUGCUGACUAGGGGGGUUGAUGGGAGUUUCUUGGCUCGACCAAGUAAGAGCAAUCCUGGAGACUUCACACUUUCAGUGAGGCGAAAUGGUGCAGUAACACACAUUAAAAUUCAGAAUACAGGGGAUUAUUAUGAUUUGUACGGAGGAGAAAAAUUUGCUACGCUGGCUGAGCUGGUGCAGUACUACAUGGAGCACCAUGGACAACUCAAGGAAAAGAAUGGCGAUGUCAUUGAACUAAAAUACCCAUUGAACUGUGCUGAUCCUACCUCUGAGAGGUGGUUCCAUGGACACCUCUCGGGAAAAGAGGCGGAGAAGCUGCUGACAGAGAAAGGAAAACCAGGAAGUUUCCUUGUGCGAGAGAGCCAAAGCCAUCCAGGAGAUUUUGUUCUGUCCGUGAGGACUGGUGAUGAUAAAGGAGAGAGUAGUGAGGGGAAGCCAAAAGUCACUCAUGUAAUGAUCCGAUGCCAGGAUGGGAAAUACGAUGUUGGUGGAGGGGAGAAGUUUGACUCCUUGACAGACCUGGUGGAACACUACAAAAAGAACCCUAUGGUGGAAACCCUGGGCACUGUCUUGCAGCUCAAGCAGCCAUUAAACACAACACGAAUUAAUGCAGCUGAGAUCGAGAGCAGAGUGAGGGAACUGAGCAAACCGGCUGAGAUGAUGGACAAGGUGAAGCAGGGCUUCUGGGAAGAGUUUGAGACACUACAACAACAAGAGUGUAAACUUCUCUACAGUCGAAAGGAAGGACAGCGAGCAGAAAAUAAAAACAAGAAUCGCUACAAGAACAUUCUGCCCUUUGAUCACACUCGAGUAGUCCUACACGAUGGAGAUGUGACUGAAUCUGGUUCCGAUUACAUCAAUGCCAAUUUCAUAAUGCAUGACAUUGAAAGCAAUCGAACCACUACAAAACCAAAGAAGAGUUACAUUGCUACGCAGGGCUGUUUGCAGAACACGGUGAAUGACUUCUGGAGGAUGGUUUUUCAAGAAAACUCAAGUGUAAUAGUCAUGACUACAAAAGAAGUGGAACGAGGAAAAAGCAAAUGUGUGAAAUACUGGCCAGAUGAAAUGUCCUUGAAGGAAUAUGGUGGUAUGCGUGUCAGGAAUGUACGAGAGUGUCCGGCACAUGAUUAUAUCUUGAGGGAGCUCAAACUCUCUAAAGUAGGACAGGGAUGCACUGAAAGGACUGUGUGGCAAUAUCAUUUCAAAACGUGGCCAGAUCACGGUGUUCCCAGUGAUCCGGGUGGUGUUCUGGAUUUUCUGGAAGAAGUAAAUAUGAAACAGGAGAACAUCCCAGAAACUGGGCCAAUUGUUGUUCAUUGCAGUGCAGGGAUUGGGCGUACAGGGACCUUUAUUGUGAUUGACAUUCUAAUUGACAUAAUCAGAGAGAAAGGUGUGGACUGUGAUAUUGAUGUUCCAAAGAGUAUCCAGAUGGUACGGUCUCAGCGUUCUGGGAUGGUUCAAACUGAGGCCCAAUACAGGUUCAUUUACAUGGCUGUUCAGCACUAUAUUGAAACCCUGCAGCGUCGCAUCGAGGAGGAGCAGAAAAGCAAGAUUAAAGGCCGUGAAUACACAAACAUCAAAUAUUCCUUAUCAGACCUAACGUGUGGUGGAGACCAGAGCCCUUUCCCACCCUGCACACCUAAUCCAGCAUGCACAGAAAUGAAAGAUGAGGGUGGCCGGAUCUAUGAAAAUGUUGGCUUGAUGCAGCAGCAAAAGGGCCAUAGAUGAGAUAAUACCAGCGUUUGGAACAGAAUAGAAAGGAACAAGUGGCUGUGAAAAGCAGAGGAGAAAUGGAAAUACGUCAGAUGUGAGUGGAAUGAAAAAUGACCAUCAGAGGUUUAGUUCAGAGUUUUGCAGAAUGGAUUUUGCCCUCCCCCACAUUUAAACACUAAAAGUGAAAAGUAGCUUCCCAAAUUGCUUUCCAAAUGUCAUUCUCUGUGCUAGGAAGUGAAGUAUCACCUAUAAUUUAUGCAUCAUUCACAUGGCUUUUCAGUAUUUUACUGACGUGAAACCCAAGUGCCUUUUUACAGUCACAGUCUCUCUGCAGUCAUUUUUACUUUGUGUACUUGAACUUGUUUUAAUUCACUUUAAGUGCAGAAUAGUUUUUAAAAAAACAGUUGAGGUUGUUAGAAAAUCAUACAUUAAAAUGAAUCUUGAAAGAAUAGUGUGCUUUUAGCAACAUGUUCACUAAUAUUGACGUAGACCAUGAGAGUGUUAUGUGUUGUGCGUUUGGCAUUCUUUGUUUUUAUUCACAACUUAGAAGAGGGAUGGUUGGAAUUUGCACAUGGGAUUCCCCCACCACCCCAUUUCCUCCUCCUCCUCCUUGUUAAGUUGUUGGAAGUAUUGAUGCUUUUUAAAACAUUAAAAUUCUUGUCUUUGUAAGAAAGUGAUUCACUGGCCAUAGCCUCACUGUCAGGGUUGAAGGUUAAAUGUGUGCUACCCUACACAAUUUGUUAUUUCAUAUCAAACAUUUUUAAAAUUCAUUUUCAUUCUGUGCCAAUAAGAUUGUUCUUCCUGGUCAUAAUGAGAGGAUUCAGCAGCCGAAGCUCAACUGAGAUGAAAGCAGGAGUGCUGGAGGAAGUGCAACAGUUACUGAUCUGAGUCCAAUGACUCUUCAGAUCUCCAGCAUCCGCAGUACUUUGUGUUUAGUUCCAUUGAGCUCUGAUGAACUUAGGACCUCCUUGUCAGGGAUAUUGACACUUACUUAGGAUUUAGAGUUCCAUUUGUAUCCUCAAAGCCACAACUAGAGAUGACCAAGUUAACUGUCCUCCCCAUAAGAGUUCACACUUUUAUUUUAGUAUUUGCUUCACCAUGAGUAAGACAACCUUGUAUAUCUGAGAGAGUUAAAGUUGGUGCCACUCUCCUUUUAAAGAUCUCAAGCCAGGAACAAGUUUAUCUUCCUCUGUUGUGCCUAUAAAAUUUGAUGUUUGCCAACUCGCUCUCCUCUUCCAGCCUCCUAAUACGCCUCCAGCUCUCUCUACUGGUAUAGGCUACAAUUUGUGCAAGUUCCAUAUGAGACAAAUGAGUCAUAAAAAGGCUUGGGUCUGGUUUUGGUUUAAACAUUUUGUAUGUAAAUUGGAAGUUUAUUUUCUAUGUACUUUUAUAUGAACUAUACUUUAAAAUCUCCAUAAAACAGAAAUGACCAAGGCUUCAGUUUGAUGCCCUAGUGUUUGAGGAUGUAAUGGAUUAGUUAUGAUUUGGAAACUAAAUGCCUUGAGGAUAGCACAACUUCUCUCUGCCUAGUGUUUUGUUGAAACUUGGAAAAGGUGUGGUACAACCUCCCAAGGUUAACCCUGUCUGGUAGCUUGUGGUACAGCAGCCACUUGGAGGUUCACCACAAUUCAUCAUGCAGUCUAAAUACAAGAACAAUUUCCAAGACAUCGUUUUGCCUGGUUUUGGAAGAGGUGAGGACAAAAGGGACCUUUUUUUUUUAAGCCAAGUGCAAUCAGAAUCUAUUGAGAGGAAUAGGCCAUUGUCCUGAGCCUUUGCUCAUCUAUCCCUUUUAAAAACCAUCCUCUAUCCUAUGUUGCAACUAUGCAAUGCAUUUGCAUUCCUGAUAAAAGCCAUCAGUUCAUCUGUGACCAUGUCUGAGCAGGAAUGGUGCUACCUUCCUCAUUGUCCAUUGCCUUUUUCCUCAAUGAACUUUCUUACGUGCGUGUGUGUGUGUGUGUCUGUCUCAGUGUCAGUAUGGCUUACUGACCCAUCCCAGAAACAAGCUUCUGAAAUAGCAAGGGGUCAAAAUACUCAGCAGAUCUGGCACCAUCUGCAGAGAGAGAAAGAGUUAGUCUUGAGUCAAAACCAAAGCUUCAAAGCAUUCAGAACUAGAUUUGACUUCAGGAUGAAGGGAAAAAAUUGAGUUACCUACUUGAUUAGACCAUACUAAAUCUUAACGUUGGAUCCCUUGUAAGACUGAUUUUAAAUGUCCACUUCUGUGUUUGAAAGGAUUACAUAGGCAUUGAGAAAAGUGCAGUGUCCGUGAUGCCUGACAUUGUGUCUAACAGCCCCACUGUCUAUAAAUAACUGCAUAAACUGCUUAACCAUAGUUUAAGUAUGUAACAUGAUGAUUGUGUCUCGAGACAGCGAAUUGUGUAAGCAGAAUUUUCCAACAUUCAAAUAUUUUUGAAACACUGUACAUGUAUUAAGUCUAUGUGCCAAAUCUAUUGGGUAAACUUAAUCUGACUGGAACUGCAAAAUCCAUCUUCCACCCGCCCCACCCCUCUGCAGGUAGCAUUCUGCAGGUAGUAUCCGUCCAGUGUAGCCUGUGACUUGGUUAGUCUUUUGUGAGAGACUGCUGGUAUCAGUCUGUAAUUAAGUAUGUUGAGGAUAUGAAACAAAGUUUUUUAAAAAAUGAUUAAAAUGGGAAUCUAAAUGUUAACAUGUGCAGGAAACUGAGUUGAGUAAGUUGUCUGUAAAGCAGCUUAUGUGAAACUAUUCGCGUUUAAAAUGUGACCAUGGAUUCUAUUGUAUUUGCUGACUGGAGUUAUUUGGAGGAUUUUAUACUUGAAUCAGGAUUUUGUAACAUUGUGAUAUUAAAUCUUUUAUUUCCUCCUGCCCUCCAAUUUCCACACCACAUAUGACUGACUUGCCUGAGGGUGGGUUGUCACCUACUUCCAGGCUUCUACCAACAGCUGUGCGAAGCCACAUGAGAGCACCCUGGCAAUGAGUAUCUUUCCUCAAUAUGACCAUUGCUUCCUGCCCUCUUUCUCUCUGGAGUAUUCUGGCGUUUGCUCAGUUUUCAGGUGUCGGGACCUCCUGGAUCAGGAAUGAAUCCACAUUACUCACUGCUCCAUGCUGAUGUUCUAAUGCAUGCUGCCAUUGCAAAGCUUUUUAUGUUUUACAGUUGAGCAUUAACUGGGGAUCUUCAUUAGUUUGGAAUUCUGCACUUGGUUUGUGAAUGUGCAUCUGGAGCAGCCUAUCUUGCGAAUAAGCUUUCAUCUUCACAACACUUACAUUCAAUAGUGAACAUAAAAAGAAAUGGGGGGGGGGUGAGAAUUAAUUUUAGAAAGUCUUGGAUGUAACCAGUUGGCCUUUUAAUGUGAAUUAAAUUGCUCCAGUGCUUCAGAUUAUUACAUGGGCUGUCUGUUCACCUGCAGAAUCACCAACUGAAUAACCCAUUGUAGAUGAUCAGAAUAAUGGUGCAAUGACUUAAAUGAUAUCUGCUUUUUAUUAUCCAUCCUGUAAUUUCACAUUUUGUCAAAGUACAUACCAUUCAGAUGCCUAGUUUAUGUACAGACACAGUAAAUGAUUUUCCUAUAUUUAUAAAAGUAUAUAUGGGUGGUAGUCAAUUUCUUUUUUGCUAAUCAUGCUGUGAUUUUAAAGCUACGUAAGCUGAUAUCAGAGUAUAAAUGUAUUUGUAAUGUAUCAGAUCAAAAAUUAGAAAUAAAGUCAUUUUAUAUAA